CCAACACCUGCGGACUUUAUUCUCCGCGACCCCAGAAAAGCCCUGCGAGGAUCUCCGGACUUUGUUGCCUGCCACUUUUUCCCACAAAAGUGCAGGCUCUAAUCCGUCGCCGGCGAUCAUGGCUUUCCGGCGUCCUUUGAUGCUGUCAACGACAGCAUCAACGCCUUUCCUGUCCGUUGCGAGCCGUACCUCACGCCUGGGGGCAGCCUCCCGAUUCAGCACCACCACUCGGGUUUCUUCCUCCUCCAGCUCGACCUCAGCCCUCGCCUACAAGGCCCUUCAUCGCCGGUCUCCCCUCCCUCUCCCCGUCAACGAUGCCUCGCCUCAAUGGGACGCCCCCACGGCCGUUUCGUCCAUUCUCUACGAAACCCCUUCCGUCCCCACCAACCCUCCCAAGCGCCAUAUCCUGAACUGUCUGGUGCAGAACGAGCCCGGUGUCCUGUCCCGUGUGUCCGGUAUUCUGGCCGCUCGCGGCUUCAACAUCGACUCCCUCGUCGUCUGUAACACCGAAGUCGAGGAUCUGUCUCGUAUGACCAUCGUCUUGCAGGGUCAGGACGGCGUCGUCGAGCAGGCUCGUCGUCAACUCGAUGAUCUCGUCCCCGUCUGGGCUGUCCUCGAUUACACCGAGUCCGCUCUGGUGCAGCGCGAGCUCCUCCUCGCCAAGGUCAGCAUCUUGGGUCCCGAGUUCUUCGAGGAAUUGCUGCAGCACCACCGCGAAAUCAUCACCCCCGGUGAGCAGACGGAGGGUCAGAAGGAUAAGGCUGCGCAGGUUGCCAAGACCGAGUUCCACCCUCGUAAUCUGCCCCAAUCUCAGGCUUUGAGACACAAGCAUGAGCAUUUGGAUGCGAUUACUCGUCUCACUCAUCAGUUCGGUGGAAAGGUGCUGGAUAUCAGUACCAACAACUGCAUUGUUGAGGUCUCCGCCAAACCCUCCCGUAUCGACUCCUUCAUGAAGCUCAUCGGCCCCUUCGGUGUCCUCGAAUCCACCCGUACCGGUCUGAUGGCUCUGCCCCGGUCUCCUCUCUUUGAGCCUAGCGAGGAGAUCGAGAAGGACGCCGCUGACGUUGUUGACGCCAGCACCCUUCCCCCCGGUUAAAUGUAAUCGUCUGUGCGCUUUUACUUAUCUAUCUAUUAUUAUUAUCUAUAUCCCGCAAUGUAAAAAGCACAACCACAAUGUACUUCAUCCGUUUCCUUUUGCAGGACCUGAGUUCCACCUAAUAAUAUGUUGUAAAUUCUCGCAUUCAAUGAUUGACUCAAUUCAUUUGGAUCUCGCAGUACUAUGACUACUACUACUACUACUACUACUACUACUACUACUACUACUACUGAU
Messenger RNA from Aspergillus neoniger CBS 115656, 1330 nucleotides. RefSeq names its product acetolactate synthase regulatory subunit. Lineage: Eukaryota; Fungi; Ascomycota; Eurotiomycetes; Eurotiales; Aspergillaceae. Gene Ontology annotation, molecular function: acetolactate synthase regulator activity. The coding region runs from base 119 to 1096 and encodes 325 amino acids. The record is from RefSeq and is a predicted model, not a curated record. The transcript has 2 exons. Gene Ontology annotation, cellular component: acetolactate synthase complex; mitochondrial nucleoid. Gene Ontology annotation, biological process: branched-chain amino acid biosynthetic process.